GGAAUGAUUUAGAAAGGCCACAAGGGAUAUUUUUUGCAGGAGUGGUCACCCUCUGAAUCCAGGCAAGGAAGGGGAGGAGUCUGAGCCGUGUCCCGCCCCUUCUCCAGUAAACUUCUGUCGUUCCAGCUUUGGCGGCAGUAGCGGCUGCACACCCGAGCUUUCCCCAUGGUUUCGGUGACCAGAUCCGUGUUUGGAGACCUGCCCUUGGGGGCAGGGACAGUGGAGAAGUUCCAGCUGGAGUCAGACCUACUGAGAGUGGAUAUCAUCUCCUGGGGCUGCACCAUCACGGCCCUGGAGGUCAAAGACAGGCAGGGCAGAGCCUCAGAUGUGGUGCUCGGCUUUGCCGAGUUGGAAGGGUACUUCCAAAAGCAGCCCUACUUUGGAGCAGUGGUUGGCAGGGUGGCCAACCGAAUUGCCAAAGGAACAUUCACGUUGGACGGGAAGGAGUAUAAGCUGCCCAUUAACAACGGGCCCAACAGUCUACAUGGAGGAAUCAGAGGCUUUGAUAAGGUCCUCUGGACCCCCCAGGUGCUGUCAAAUGGCGUCCAGUUCUCUCGGGUCAGUGCAGAUGGUGAGGAAGGUUACCCUGGAGAGUUAAAAGUCUGGGUGACAUACACGCUGGAUGGCGGGGAGCUUGUGGUCAACUAUCGAGCCCAGGCCAGUCAGACCACACCAGUCAAUCUGACCAACCAUUCUUAUUUCAAUCUGGCAGGCCAGGGUUCCCCGAAUAUAUAUGACCAUGAAGUCACGAUAGAAGCUGAUGCUUUUUUGCCUGUGGAUGAAACUCUGAUUCCUACAGGAGAAGUUGCUCCAGUGCAAGGAACUGCGUUUGACCUGAGGAAGCCAGUGGAGCUUGGAAAACACCUGCAGAAGUUCCACAUCAAUGGCUUUGACCACAAUUUCUGUCUGAAGGGAUCUAAAGAAAAGCAUUUUUGUGCCCGGGUCCGUCAUGCUGGAAGUGGGCGGGUACUGGAAGUAUACACCACCCAGCCUGGGGUCCAGUUUUACACGGGCAACUUCCUGGAUGGCACACUGAAGGGCAAGAGUGGAGCAGUCUAUCCCAAGCACUCCGGUUUCUGCCUCGAGACCCAGAACUGGCCUGAUGCAGUCAAUCAGCCCCACUUCCCUUCUGUGCUGCUGAGGCCUGGGGAGGAGUAUGACCACACCACUUGGGUUAAGUUUUCUGUGGCUUAAGGAAGUGUAAAGAAACGACCUGCUCCAGGGCCAGGCUGGGAGGCUCUACAGCAGCCUGUCUCCUGUCCAGAAAUGAGAUGAAGAUUUAGAGGCUUUAAAAGUGAUCCUAUGAAUUAAAAUCGUACAAAUGGUAGCUGUCAUGAUAAUCAAUCUGAAUAGUGACUUCCUUUUCCAGUGACUGGCUCCAGGCUGGAUCUAAUCACCAGCUCUGUUUUUAUUCUCUGUGUAGUUAAGAGGACCCAGCCACCAAUGUCAUCAUCUAAGCCCUGACCCUAGCCCAGUGGUAUCUGGGCCCCUGGGGUUGUGUUGGCUCCACCUCUCCACCUGCCUCUUUCUUUUCUACUUUUCACACUCCUUUCUUUGAUCCCACUCUCAUUCCUUUUCUUUUUCCUCCUCCUCUACCUCAAACCACUUAGCCCUUGUGUAACACUUUGGAGUUUUUAAAGGUCACAUUACCCCAUUCAACAUGCUGGCAAUGGACCUCUCUGCCUUGACAAGGCAGUAGAUGAUUGAGAAGUGAGGGAGCUGAGGCUUAGAGAGGGUAAAUGACACACCUAAAGGCACACUGCUAGGAAAAAUUUUAGCCAGGACUUGAGGUUAGGUCAUGCGAAUUCAAGUCCCCUUCUUUGCUUCCACUUCAGUCUGCCAGAGCAUUCCUCGAGUCGCUGAUGGGCAAAGGAGGGUCUCACCUUUACUCUGCUAGAGCCAGCCUUUCUUCCCAGAUUGAUUUUUAU
Diceros bicornis minor is the source of this 1928-nucleotide messenger RNA. RefSeq names its product galactose mutarotase (gene GALM). The transcript has 7 exons. The record is from RefSeq and is a predicted model, not a curated record. Bases 166 to 1194 code for a protein of 342 amino acids. Gene Ontology annotation, molecular function: carbohydrate binding; aldose 1-epimerase activity. Lineage: Eukaryota; Metazoa; Chordata; Mammalia; Perissodactyla; Rhinocerotidae. Gene Ontology annotation, biological process: glucose metabolic process; beta-D-galactose catabolic process via UDP-galactose, Leloir pathway.